GGCGUUCAUUGAUAAAAACGCCGGGCUCCUUUGGGCGCGAGCGCAGCGUAGCGAAAACCAGGCAGCGCCACUCGCUGCCGGGGCCGGGCGGAAUCAAGAACAAGCCGGGCCCACGCUGCGACGCGCCGCCGACAUGGAGCCCGCCGCCGGCUUCCUGUCCCCGCGCCCUUUCCCGCGUGCGGCCGCCCCGCCCGCGCCCCCCGCCGGACCAGGACCGCCUUCGAGUUCUUUUCCCAGAUCCGAGCUGGAAGUGCCGGCUGGGCCACAGGGGCCGGACCCUGGGCGCCUCAUCACCGACCCGUGCAGCGGCCGUUCCUACUUCAAAGGCCGCUUGUUGGGCAAGGGAGGCUUCGCCCGCUGCUACGAGGCCACUGACACGGAGACUGGCAGUGUCUACGCGGUCAAAGUUAUCCCGCAGAACCGCGUCGCCAAGCCGCAUCAACGCGAAAAGAUUCUUAACGAGAUUGAAUUGCACCGAGAUCUACAGCACCGCCAUAUCGUUCGUUUUUCACACCACUUCGAGGAUGCUGACAACAUAUACAUUUUCCUAGAGCUCUGCAGUCGAAAGUCCCUGGCCCACAUCUGGAAGGCCCGGCACACCCUCUUGGAGCCAGAGGUACGCUACUACCUGCGACAGAUCCUGUCAGGCCUCAAGUACUUGCACCAGCAGGGCAUCUUGCACCGGGACCUGAAGCUGGGAAAUUUUUUCAUCACUGAGAACAUGGAACUGAAGGUGGGGGAUUUUGGGCUUGCAACUCAGUUAGAGCCUCCAGAGCAGAGGAAGAAGACCAUCUGUGGCACUCCCAACUAUGUGGCUCCAGAAGUGCUGCUGAGACAGGGCCAUGGUCCUGAAGCAGACGUGUGGUCACUGGGCUGUGUCAUGUACACACUGCUGUGUGGGAGCCCCCCCUUUGAGACAGCUGACCUUAAGGAAACGUACCGCUGUAUCAAGCAGGUUCACUACACGCUGCCUGCCAGCCUCUCAUUGCCUGCCCGGCAGCUUCUGGCUGCCAUCCUUCGAGCCUCACCCCGAGACCGCCCCUCUAUUGAGCAGAUCCUGCGCCAUGACUUCUUUACCAAGGGCUACACCCCCGAUCGGCUCCCUGUCAGCAGCUGCAUGACAGUCCCAGAUCUGACACCCCCCAACCCAGCACGGAGUCUGUUUGCCAAAGUGACCAAGAGCCUGUUUGGCAGGAAGAAGAACAAGAAUAAGAACCAUCCUGAGGAGCGAGGCGAGGUCUCCCGUUUGGUGAGCGGCCUCAUGCGCACAUCUAUUGGCCAUCCAGAUGUCAGGCCUGAGGCUCCAGCAGCUUCUGUUCCAGCCCCUGUCAGCCUAGUAGAGACAGCUGCUGAAGACAGCUCACCCCGUGGGACACUGGCAAGCAGUGGAGAUGGGUUUGAAGAAGGUUUGACUGUGGCCACAGUGGUAGAGUCAGCCUUCUGUGCUCUGAGAAAUUGUGUGGCCUUCAUGCCUGCAGCGGAACAGAACCCAGCUCCUUUGGCACAGCCAGAGCCUCUGGUCUGGGUCAGCAAGUGGGUUGACUACUCCAACAAGUUUGGCUUUGGGUAUCAACUGUCCAGCCGCCGUGUAGCUGUGCUCUUCAAUGAUGGCACACACAUGGCCCUGUCAGCUAACAGAAAGUAA
Messenger RNA from Castor canadensis (American beaver), 1645 nucleotides. Lineage: Eukaryota; Metazoa; Chordata; Mammalia; Rodentia; Castoridae. The record is from RefSeq and is a predicted model, not a curated record.